UACAGACUGAACACGAGGAUUCAAACUGUCUGUUUGAAUCUUCAUCAGUACGUCUCGUCUUCAGAUGCUGUCAAAUAAAAAGCGAGCACGUGCUGACCCAGCUUCAGGUGUGGUCUGCCUGCAGUACCAGCCAUGCUGCUCCCCCUCCUGGUGCGUCAGUCCCUCUGCUGCUCUCAUAUGUUGUUAACACAGUGCGUCCGGACGCGCCCGUGUGGCGCUGCAAGGACGCUGCACUCUCAAGCCCAGCACUUCCUGCAACGCAGGCUUCCCCUGCGCUCCCACACUCAGAGCCGAGGCGCCAAGAGCCGAAACAGGAAGUCCAAGAGCCAGGAAGAGGAUUGGAAAACAAGGAAUAAGACAGUGCUGACGUAUAUCACCGCCGCCGGGGUGGGGAUGAUCGGCCUGUCGUACGCUGCGGUGCCGCUCUACAGGCUCUACUGUCAGGCAUCGGGGCUCGGCGGCACGGCGGUGGCCGGCCAUGACACCGAUUUGGUGGAGACGAUGCAGCCGGUGAAGGAACGCGUCAUCAAGGUUACCUUCAACGCAGAUCGACACGCCAGCAUGCAGUGGAACUUCAGACCCCAGCAGUCAGAGAUCUUUGUGGUUCCAGGUGAGACGGCACUGGCUUUCUACAGAGCAAAGAACCCCACAGAUAAACCAAUCACCGGCAUCUCCACCUACAACGUGGUGCCCUUUGAGGCAGGACAGUACUUCAACAAGAUCCAGUGUUUCUGCUUCGAGGAGCAGCGUCUGAACCCUCACGAAGAGGUGGACAUGCCCGUCUUCUUCUACAUUGACCCAGAGUUCGACGAGGAUCCCAGGAUGGCCCGAGUGGACACCAUCACUCUGUCCUACACUUUCUUUGAGGCGAAGGAGGGUCAGAAACUACCUCUGCCCGGAUACAGCUACAACUGAUCCAUCCACAGCUGCUGCACCGAGAGGAUCGUCCAAACACUGGACCAGGAACCUGAUUCUGGUUUAUGUUUCAGUCCAAGUUGAAAUGAAAAGGAAUAAUCCAAGAAUCUCUUCUUCUCUUCUUUGUAUGUGCUUCAGCAUACAAAUGCAGCUUUUGAUCAUUUGUCUGCAAGACUAAGGAAAAGGUCCGACGUAAUUGUUGUUUUUCCAGCAUCUCAGAGCAUUAAAGCCUCUGUGGGAAAAGAAAAAUUCUGAGAUUUUAACUCUCGCUUGUAGUAAAGAGGCGAGAGAUGUCUGUUACAGGUUUCACCAGCAGGCACCUUAUUAUUAGACAUGAUUGAAUCUUAAAUUACAGUGAAAAAUGAUGUGUGAGUUAACACCCUGCAGUCCAAACACAGCAGUAACAGGACAGACUCGUGGCAACCUAAUGUGACGAUAACAUACAACAUCUUGCAUUGUGCUCCGUAUUCAGAUUUUUUUGUCUUGAAAAGUUGUUUAUAGCUUAAUUCUUACAAUACGUAAUAAUAAUUAUAAUAGAUUACUUUAGUUUCCCAACAGUGGCCCUAAUACCCUGUCAUAUAUGGCUCAUUCUGGAAAAUUCUUUAAUGCAGCUUUUCAUUCAUAAAGUCCUGGAAGAAUUUGAUUGAUCCCAGAAAACUCAUGAAACAACUUUUAAGUGUCAGAAUCUGUAGUUUGUCUGAAGUUUUUAGGCCUUAAAAGAGAUUCUUGGAUUCUUUUUCUAUGUUUUACUUGCGGAUGCUUCUAUUUCACUCCACUUGAGGUCGAGGUGACGAGGCAACGCGUCAGGACGAAAAAUAAAAACUAAUCGAUGACGUCUGAACUUCAGAGACUGAACCUUGGGAGCGUCGAGCUGCAGCUCUGAGACUCACAACUGUUAGGAGAGACUUUCUUGAAAUCAGAAACUGUAACUUCACAGCCACUGUGGCCUGUGAGUAACAGUUAUUACAGUAGAUGAUUGUUCAGAAGACUGACAACAAAUCAAUAAAUUAUGAUU
Molecule: messenger RNA, 1930 nt
Organism: Chelmon rostratus (copperband butterflyfish)
Lineage: Eukaryota; Metazoa; Chordata; Actinopteri; Chaetodontiformes; Chaetodontidae
Gene: cox11
Product: cytochrome c oxidase assembly protein COX11, mitochondrial
Exons: 5
Coding region: 133-915 (260 amino acids)
Cellular component (GO): mitochondrial inner membrane
Molecular function (GO): copper ion binding
Source: RefSeq, a predicted model, not a curated record